AUGGCGGCUCAAAAUGUCCGGAGUGACGAAUUCCCCGUCCCGAGCCGUCGUGCAGCAGGCCUCGUCGGCGGAGUCGCGACGGAAGUAACCUCGUUGGGCUUCUCGGACAAGAUCCUCGUCACCAUCAGCCAGGGUGGAAGGCUUUCGCAAUGGAUCCAAGUCCCACUCACGGGCAGCUCAGCAGGCAUGGUUGAGAUGACGCUGCCGAGCCUUGGCUCUGGCCUCCUGCCCUCGGCCCAUCUCACGCCCAAGACGCUGCUGGGGGGCGGAGGUGACGACCGCGAAACUGUCGGACAGCUGUACGCAGCGCAGCUGGCAAGCCACUUGUCUUUGCGCUCUCCCGAUGACAGGAGGAUUCUUGUGCUAGGAUUGGGAUUGACAGGUUUUGACACACAGCGAGAGACAUUUUUCGACUUGUUUGAGCUUGCCCAGAAGGUCCUGUGA
Molecule: messenger RNA, 444 nt
Organism: Hirsutella rhossiliensis
Lineage: Eukaryota; Fungi; Ascomycota; Sordariomycetes; Hypocreales; Ophiocordycipitaceae
Exons: 2
Coding region: 1-444 (147 amino acids)
Biological process (GO): proteasome assembly
Source: RefSeq, a predicted model, not a curated record